GCACCGCCCUAGUGUUUUUGUGUUCCCUGCUCUUGGGAAAAGCCACCCUAUUUCUUUACCUGGUGGUCCUUUUCCUUCAGACCCGGAGAUCUCCAGGUCCCUCUCUGGACCUCUGGCCAGGUAGUACGGCGACGGGCGCGUGGGAGCUGACGCGAGUGAAGUGAUUGGGAUAAGGCUGACAUUUGACUAGGGGGUGGCCAGGCGAGAGACGCAGUCCCCAGCGUGCGCAGCAGGCCGCGUCCGGGGAACUCCUAAAUCCUGCGGUCCAUCAUGAAGUUCCAGUACAAGGAGGACCACCCCUUCGAGUAUCGGAAAAAAGAAGGUGAAAAGAUUAGGAAGAAAUACCCGGACCGGGUGCCGGUCAUCGUGGAGAAGGCUCCUAAAGCCAGGGUCCCUGAUCUGGACAAGAGGAAGUACCUUGUGCCCUCUGACCUCACCGUUGGCCAGUUCUACUUCUUGAUCCGGAAGAGGAUUCACCUGAGACCUGAGGACGCCUUAUUCUUCUUUGUCAACAACACUAUUCCUCCCACCAGUGCUACCAUGGGCCAGCUGUAUGAGGACAACCAUGAGGAAGAUUAUUUUCUGUAUGUGGCCUACAGUGAUGAAAGCGUCUACGGGAAAUGAGGCAGGAGC
This is a messenger RNA of Acomys russatus (golden spiny mouse), 633 nucleotides long. It is a transcript of the gene Gabarapl1, whose product is annotated as GABA type A receptor associated protein like 1. The record is from RefSeq and is a predicted model, not a curated record. Lineage: Eukaryota; Metazoa; Chordata; Mammalia; Rodentia; Muridae. Gene Ontology annotation, biological process: autophagosome assembly; autophagy of mitochondrion; cellular response to nitrogen starvation. Gene Ontology annotation, cellular component: cytosol; autophagosome; autophagosome membrane. The transcript has 4 exons. Bases 271 to 624 code for a protein of 117 amino acids. Gene Ontology annotation, molecular function: ubiquitin protein ligase binding; GABA receptor binding.